Zingiber officinale is the source of this 1392-nucleotide messenger RNA. RefSeq names its product vegetative cell wall protein gp1-like. Lineage: Eukaryota; Viridiplantae; Streptophyta; Magnoliopsida; Zingiberales; Zingiberaceae. Bases 1 to 1392 code for a protein of 463 amino acids. The transcript is spliced from 3 exons. The record is from RefSeq and is a predicted model, not a curated record.
AUGGAUAAGCUGAAAGGUGUCGUUGUUCGCCUGUCUGCGCUGAUGCUGGAAGGCAUCCUGCAUGUUUUUGGCCUUAGUCCUAUCCCUACCGAAAUUGGAGCUCCUUUCGCGGCCGCAAUCCUCCGUUCCUUCGCCAGUCAAGAGACACCCGCGGUAGCCGUUCUACAAGCUCUGAAUGAGGAGCUAACACAGGGUCUACCUUCUGCUCCCGCCGUCGCCGCCGGUCCGCAACUUUCGGAACCCCGGCCUUCUGAUGCGGAGGAGGCUCCGAUGCUUGUUGAGCCACCUGCACUUAAUCCAGCGGACUCAGCCCUGCCUUGCACCUUUGACCAACCUACGGCCGAGCCAUCGCCUGCAGAACAAGUGUCUUCUCUUCCUCCGACUAUGAAGCUGCGCCUGACACGCAAAGGCAAACGGACGGCCCCAGUCACCGCAACUUCUCCUCCACCUCCUCGCCGUCAACGCGUAUUGAGCAUCUCUUCUCCCACCAGGUCCUCGGACAUGAGCUUGCCCCAGGAGACAAGCUUGGCCCGGGAGAAGGCCUCCGAUCCGCAGGUUUCUGACCCGCCUUCGGACCUACCUGCUCCACUACCAAUUCAGAGUACAUUACCUGCUCCGCCCUUGUCCCCUGACGAUCAGCCCCUGGGCUUACCGAUGUCCUCUGCGUCUCCUCUCAUCACGCCUCCGAGCUCAGCCAUGCCGCUCCCGAACCUGCCCUCUACAGACCCAGCCUUUGAAGCGUUAUGGCAGCUCCCUUCGGAGACCGAUCCGGCCUACACGCCCGCUGCCGAUUCAUCGUCCAUCUUCGGCAGAGUUGAUUUCUAUGGGGAUCUGGCCAUCUCCUGGCAAUCAGCCAGUGACCAGUUCUGGGAGAGCCGUUCCCCUAUGGGGGAGUUUGAUCAAAUUGCUCGUUCUCUGGUGGCGGAACUGGAGCACCUUGCGGCCUCCUCCGCUCCUCCCGAGCCUUCUCUGGGAAGCUUGGAUGCUUAUCUGCGCGCCGCCGGGGAGUCGACGGCCUCUGCUCGGGCUAUUUCCCAUGCUGCCUUCGAUAAACUUCAACAGUUGGAAGCGGCUUUGAAGGCGAGUGAGUCUUCCUGGGCUUCUGAAGCGGCUCGGCAUCAAGCGACAGUUUCUGAACUGAAAGCCAGAGAGGCAGAGCUGCUCUCCCAAUCGGAGGAGCUGACGCUGCUACGGCAAGGUCAAGAGCUCUUGCAGAUGGGUUUGGCCGAUGCCCAGGCCCUGGCUAGUGCUGUCGCUGGCCGGGAAACAACCAUGCGGACUCAAUGGGAAGCGUGCCAAGCCACCCUCCAAUCCCUACAAGCAGAGUUAUCGAAGGUCCAGGAAGCGGUGUCUCAGGGCCAGAGCGAUUUAUCCUUGGCCCUAGCUGUCUAG